AUGUUAGAAGAUAAGACUCUAGGAUAUCCUAGAAACAGUUUGUGUAAAAGACCAGCUAGUUGUAGAAGUUAUAAGUUGUGUAAAAGACCAGCUAGUUGUAGAAGUUAUAAGUUGUGUAAAAGACUAGCUAGUUGUAGAAGUUAUAAGUUGUGUAAAAGACCAGCUAGUUGUAGAAGUUAUAAGUUGUGUAAAAGAUCAGCUAGUUGUAGAAGUUAUAAGUUGUGUAAAAGACUAGCUAGUUGUAGAAGUUAUAAGUUGUGUAAAAGACUAGCUAGUUGUAGAAGUUAUAAGUUGUGUAAAAGACUAGCUAGUUGUAGAAGUUAUAAGUUGUGUAAAAGAUCAGCUAGUUGUAGAAGUUAUAAGUUGUGUAAAAGAUCAGCUAGUUGUAGAAGUUAUAAGUCGUGUAAAAGACUAGCUAGUUGUAGAAGUUAUAAGUUGUAUAAAAGAUCAGCUAGUUGUAGAAGUUAUAAGUUGUGUAAAAGACCAGCUAGUUGUAGAAGUUAUAAGUUGUGUAAAAGACUAGCUAGUUGUAGAAGUUAUAAGUUGUGUAAAAGAUCAGCUAGUUGUAGAAGUUAUAAGUUGUGUAAAAGACUAGCUAGUUGUAGAAGUUAUAAGUUGUGUAAAAGACUAGCUAGUUGUAGAAGUUAUAAGUUGUGUAAAAGAUCAGCUAGUUGUAGAAGUUAUAAGUUGUGUAAAAGAUCAGCUAGUUGUAGAAGUUAUAAGUUGUGUAAAAGAUCAGCUAGUUGUAGAAGUUAUAAGUUGUGUAAAAGAUCAGCUAGUUGUAGAAGUUAUAAGUUGUGUAAAAGAUCAGCUAAUUGUAGAAGUUAUAAGUUGUGUAAAAGACUAGCUAGUUGUAGAAGUUUAAGGUAA
Molecule: messenger RNA, 870 nt
Organism: Lottia gigantea (owl limpet)
Lineage: Eukaryota; Metazoa; Mollusca; Gastropoda; Lottiidae
Exons: 2
Coding region: 1-870 (289 amino acids)
Source: RefSeq, a predicted model, not a curated record